Messenger RNA from Caenorhabditis bovis, 333 nucleotides. The record is from the annotation of a GenBank genome assembly. NCBI's taxonomy places the organism in Eukaryota, Metazoa, Nematoda, Chromadorea, Rhabditida, Rhabditidae.
AUGACUUCGAUUCCAGUGACUUCUGAUGCCGCUGCCAACUGGGAUUGGCCGUUGCAGCACAACGAUGGUGUUGUUAAGGUUACCAACACCAAGGAGAAGUUCGAGGUUGGACUUGACGCUGGAUUCUUCGGACCCAACGACAUUGAUGUCAAAGUCAAUGGAAAUGAAUUGAUCAUUCACCUCCGUCACGAGAACCGCUCAUCGGACUUUGGGAUCGUCAACCGCGAGAUCCACCGCACCUACAAGCUUCCAGAUGACAUUGACACCACCACUGUUCGCUCGCACCUCAACAACCGCGGAGUUCUUACUAUUAGCGCUGACAAGAAGCAAUAG